Messenger RNA from Pieris rapae (cabbage white), 1865 nucleotides. RefSeq lists its product as uncharacterized. The transcript has 8 exons. The record is from RefSeq and is a predicted model, not a curated record. The coding region runs from base 145 to 1170 and encodes 341 amino acids. Lineage: Eukaryota; Metazoa; Arthropoda; Insecta; Lepidoptera; Pieridae.
GUGACAUGCCGUUUUUCUUCACUUUUUGGUCGUUUAAAGUAUGAUUCGUACUAUGUAAUAUUUGCCGACCGUAGUCUUUGUUGACCUGGUUUUUUAUUUAAAACAGUGAGUGAUCUACCAAGUUUAAGUUGAAGAAGUUUUAGAAUGGCUGCUGCAGACUUCAGAAAGGAUGUUAUGCCGGUUCGCCCUAGAAGUGUAUAUACAGCACAUUCAUAUAACCAGGAGGAGUCGAAUGUAUCUGCGUUCCAAGACUACAGCAAGUUUCUUGAAGGUGGUCUUGGCCAAGCAGAAUUAGUUGGGGCGACAGCCUGGCAGCCCCCGUGGCGCGCGCCUUUACAGCGGAAAGCGCCUUUUUAUCCUGGAGAUGAUAUCUACCAUGCUGACACCUGGAGAGAACUGGAGGUUACGGAUGUGGUUGGAGGCGCCGGGUACAAUGCGUCUGUCACACCGCACGGCACUAUCUGUCUACGUCUGAGAGACCGCGUCAAGGUGGAUAUGACAAUCGAUGGCGCAGUGCGGGUGACAAAUGCAAAGAACAAUAUAAUAUUGGCUUUGUCCCGGUCCGGGGCUGCCGCGGCACUCAUACACCCCAACGGAAGAGUGUAUCAUUAUGGUUCCCGCGUCGAGAUCCAAGCGCGCCACCAACAAGGGAAUAAUAAGUACGCCAAGAUGUGGUACAAGGGAGUUUCAUUCACCGCGGAGCAGUGCGCGUUGGUAUACCUAGUUGAUGCGGCUGGAACACGAACUACAACGGAUACCUUCCUUGACAUGAGCCAAGACUUUACCCUCAACGUAUUUUAUAAUGAGUCUCGGCACGGCCCUUCUUAUGUGAACGAAGCGCUUUCUCUUCUUCAAGCCGCCCAAUACUGGUUGACGGAUGAUGGAAUUGACAAUUGGAUCAUCAACAAUGUUCGCGUCAGCCAGACCGCUGAUGGACUUGUCAGAAUCCAUCGCUGCAGCCACAAGUACCAGCUGCGAACGAGUCCCACUAACGGAUCAGCGUCAAUAACGAGCCCCUUUCUCCACUGCACAGCAUCAUUGGGCCAGACGCAGCAUUUGUUUGUGCGACGCGGCGAAAGGCGAAUGCAUUUUGAUGGGAACUCUUUUAUCGUUCGCAACGCUGGCCAUUCAGCCGGCUUCGAUGACAAGAAUCAACUGAAGGUGUACUGAACUCACUCUAAACUCAGCACAUAGUUAGCCAAUGUUGUACAAUUCAAUGUUUGACGGUAAACUAUGCGGGACAAGUCUUGUUAAAUUGCGGUGUAUUUUGUUCGUGCUUAUGGCAUAUAUUUUUUUGGAUAGAUUUUUAAACAUCGCCAGGUUCCAACUUUAUCAUAGUGCAUAAGAUUACAGUAUCGAUUUAAGUGUGAGAUCAUCUAUGCUGUCGUCCAGUUUUCCGGUUUUAUCUUUUUUAUUCUGCAAUAGUAAAAUGUAGCUAAACUGGCUACACAGUGAAAUGUUCGCAACACUUUUUUAUGUAUGUGUAUAUUUUUACAUCGGAUUUUUUUAGAAUUUUAUAAUUCAUUGAGUCGUUUAAAAAAAUAUAAAUGAUGCGGUUCCUUGAACAGAUAGAAAUAUAUUAACCAGGAUCAUUGAAUGAGAGAGAAACGGCGCAACGAAUACUGUAGCUUGUAUUUGUGUAAGUCUUGAUGUCUAACUAUUAGUAAAAUAUACCCCACCUACUAGUUUUACCAUAUUAUUUACAUUUACCGAUAGAAGUGAACCUGAUGGGAAAUAAUGUAACGGCUAUAAGUGACGCAAGAACUUGGCGAUAUUAUUAGUUUGUUUUAAUGUAGAGGCUUGUCUUGUGGAUGUCUGCUAAACUUCAAGUGUGGGUAUGCAACGCCAUAUAUUUAAAUAAACAA